Glycine soja is the source of this 2335-nucleotide messenger RNA. RefSeq names its product protein PIN-LIKES 7-like. Bases 606 to 1865 code for a protein of 419 amino acids. NCBI's taxonomy places the organism in Eukaryota, Viridiplantae, Streptophyta, Magnoliopsida, Fabales, Fabaceae. The record is from RefSeq and is a predicted model, not a curated record. Gene Ontology annotation, cellular component: membrane. Gene Ontology annotation, biological process: endoplasmic reticulum to cytosol auxin transport. The transcript has 12 exons.
GAGCAUGAACAUACAUAGUAGUAUGAAAUUGAACUUGGUCCUAUUUGCUUAUUGUGCUUACCAAUUGACUAGUUGGCUUUGGUCAAAGUUGAAGGAGAGAAAGAACAAUCUCUCUGUCAAUAUAUAUAUAUAUGGAAGACAAGCCACGUAUAAACUCAAUCCUCUGAGGCGAAUAUAUAUCUUGUUUCGUCCCUUAAUUCUCUCCUUACAAACUCAGUGGUUCUUUUGCUCAAGAUUUCUGAACUCAGCCUCUGAUUCCCAGGUGAAGUGCAAUUUGCAGUUCUUUCUGUGAAGCUUAAUUAAGAAUUGAAAAUAAUUAUUCAAGUUGGAGACGGACACAUGUCUCUGUCUCUACGUACAAGAUUCAUUUGAUUUCAGAGAUCUUGCUGAAUUAGGAAUCAAAGUUUCAACCAGCACCUACUCUGCAAUCUACAUAGUCAUAAAGGGAGUGUUGCAGCUAAGCAAUGACAUUACAUAUAGUAACGCAGGCAUGCUGAUGAGUUCAAUGUGUUGGAAAAAAAAAUAUAAAAGCAAAAAUCAGAGUCCAGAAGUAAUAAUAAGCGGCAAACAGAAGACAUAGAUCAGCACAAGAAAAGCAAAGGAAGAUGGGUUUUCUGGAACUAUUGGAGGUGGCUUCUAUGCCAGUUAUUCAAGUCCUACUUAUCAGUGCAUUGGGAGCUUUGAUGGCAACUCAGUUUUUCGAUAAUAUUCUUUCACCAGACAUUCGGAAAGCCUUGAACAAGAUUGUUUUCGUUAUAUUCACACCUUCACUUGUGUUUUCCAGUUUCGCCAAGAGUGUUUCACUUGAUGAUAUGAUAUCAUGGUGGUUUAUGCCCGUUAAUGUUGGACUUACCUUCUUAAUUGGAGGGAUUAUAGGAUGGAUACUUGUAAAAUUACUGAAGCCCAAUUUGAAAGUGGAAGGUCUUAUUAUUGCUGCAUGUUCAUCAGGAAAUAUGGGUAACCUUCCUAUUGUAAUCAUCCCUGCUAUCUGUGAUGAGAAAGGAGGCCCAUUUGGUGCACGUGAUAUUUGCCGCAAUAAUGCACUCUCUUAUGCAUCUUUCUCUAUGGCGCUUGGUGGCAUCUUCAUUUGGACCUACACAUACCAGACGGUAAAAAGCAGAUCUUUGAAAUUUAAGGCACUGGAAGCUGCUGAGAUUGUAAAGGUUCCCAACAAAGAUUUUGAUGCUAAUGCAGAAACUCACCUUCUCAAGGAUAAUGACAGUGAAGACACAACAAUACAAGUGCCAACAUCGACUUAUAUAGGUGACACUGAAAACCAAAUUAUUGUAGACCAAGAUCAGUCCAAUGUAUCAAAGAAGAGAGAAUCAUCUUGGCAUAGAAUGGUAGAAGUUAUGAGCCAUCUUCUGGCAGAACUAAUGUCACCACCUGCAAUUGCAACAUUUUUUGGUUUCCUCUUUGGUGCGGUUGCAUGGCUAAGGAACAUAAUAAUAGGAGACGAUGCUCCACUUCGUGUCAUCCAAGACUCUCUUCAAUUACUUGGGAAUGGGACCAUUCCUUGCAUUACCCUUUUGCUUGGUGGUAACCUCGCUCAAGGCUUGAAAUCAUCAAGUGUCAAACCUUUGACCCUCAUUAGCAUCAUCAUAGCUCGACUUUUGUUACUACCUAUUAUUGGAUUGUUUAUUGUAAGAGCAGCCGCAAAUUUUGACUUACUCCCUGUUGAUCCUUUAUUUCAAUAUGUGCUGGUGAUGCAGUAUGCGAUGCCACCAGCUAUGAAUAUUAGUACAAUGGCUCAGCUGUUUGAAGUAGGAAAUGAAGAGUGUUCAGUUAUCCUCUUGUGGACAUAUAGUGCUGCAGCCAUAGCACUCACUGCCUGGUCAACAUUCCUCUUGUGGCUACUAUCUUAAGGCGUCUUCAUUCCUGAUUUCACUGCCUAAACACUUUUAUACAGAAACACAUAUAAUGGCUGUGUGACUGACAAUGUUAUACAACAAUUUUCUUUCACCACUUUUGUUCUAGUCAAGGUCACAUAUAACCCAUGCCACACAACAUAGAAGUUAGGAGACUGAAGUGAUUGGCUUUCUCUUCCCCUACAACACAAGACACUGCCAUUCAGAAAUUAAGUAUCUAGCAAUUCCACCCAUGUCUUCCUUUUCGGCAACCUUCUACAGGGACAAAUUGUAUUUUAGGUACUGAAAAAAGUUUGUGUUUUAUGUAGUUCUCCAUUGGAAACAAAACAAAAAGGGUUUACUUAUAGCCAUUUUCCCAUUUUGAUUCUUUGUAUUUUUAUUCAUUUUUUAGUUCAAUUCUUCUUGUAUUUCAGAAACUAGUCUUACCGAAUUUAUAUUGUUUAAUAACAUUUUAUAUUCAAUGAGAA